UGAAAGAGGCACGCGAGAUUUUCUUGGCCACGCCACGCCCUCCUCGUGUCCACCCUAACCCAGUAGACCCUCCGCGACUGGGCGGGCAGACAGCUGGGAUUCUGCCCGCCUCCUACAUCGUCGCACCCGCGAGACAUCUCCCGGCCCGCGAAGGCCGGGGCGGGGAGGAGCCGGGCCGGGGGGCGGCCUGGCAGGAAGCAGCGCGUACCUUCCGCUGCAGGAGGAGCAGGUGGCUGCAGUGCGGGCCUGGGCCCCAGGCUUCCUGUUCGCGCCCGCCGCUACCAUUUAUCGUCGGAGCUCCUUGGGCCACCCGGCCGUCGGGCCGGCUCCAUGGCCCAGACCCCCGACGGCAUAUCCUGUGAGCUGCGAGGCGAGAUCACCAGGUUCCUAUGGCCGAAGGAGGCAGAGCUGCUGCUGAAAACCUGGCUGCCAGACAGGGUGGGCGCUGAGCAAGUUCAUGUCCUGGCACUGCUCCGAUGGAGAGCCUACCUGCUCCACACCUGCUUCCCCCUGAGGGUGGACUGCACGUUCAGCUACCUGGAGGUCCAGGCCAUGGCACUGCAGGAGACACCUCCUCAGGUCACCUUUGAGCUGGAGUCCCUGCCUGAUUUGGUCCUGGAGUUUCCUGGUGCGGCUGCUGUGGAACAGCUGGCCCAGCACGUUGCUGCUGCCAUUAGGAAGGUCUUCCCUCGCUCCACACUUGGGAAGCUAUUCCGGAAGCCCACACCCGCCUCCAUGCUGGCUCGGCUGGAGAGAAGCAGCCCUUCAGAGGCCACCUCCCCCAGCAGCCCCUGUGGUGGCUUCUCGGAGACAUAUGAGGCUCUGUGUGACUACAAUGGCUUCCCUUUCCGAGAGGAGAUUCAGUGGGAUGUGGACACCAUCUACCAUCGUCAGGGCUGCCGCCAUUUCAGCCUAGGAGACUUCAGCCAUCUGGGAAGUAGAGAUCUAGCCUUGAGUGUGGCUGCGCUGUCCUACAACCUGUGGUUCCGGUGCCUCUCCUGUGUGGACAUGAAGCUGAGCCUUGAGGUCUCAGAACAGAUUCUGCACAUGAUGAGUCAGUCAUCACACCUGGAGGAGCUGGUGCUGGAGACCUGUGGCCUCAGGGGAGACUUUGUCAGGCGACUGGCCCAGGCGCUGGCAGGGCACAAGAAUUCUGGGCUGCGAGAGCUCAGCCUGUCAGGGAACCUGCUGGAUGACCGAGGCGUGGCUGCGCUCAGCAGACACCUAGAGCAUCGUCCUGGAGCCCUGAGGAGACUCAGCCUAGCACAAACUGGGUUGACACCACGAGGAAUGAGGGCUCUGGGCCGGGCACUGGCUUCCAAUGCCGCCUUUGAUUCUGCCUUGACCCACUUGGACCUUUCCGGAAACCCCGGGGCACUGGGAGCCUCGGAAGACAAUGGGGACCUCUAUAGUUUCCUGAGCCGUCCUAAUGUUUUGACGUUCCUGAAUCUCGCAAGCACCGACACCGCCCUGGACAUUCUCUUUGCAGCGCUGUCCCGCGGCUGCUGCGCCAGCCUCACCCACCUCGACGCUUCGAGGAACGUCUUCUCCCGCACGAAGUCCCGGGCUGCGCCCGAGGCGCUGCAGCUCUUCCUAAGCCGCGCAGGGGCGCUUCGACACCUGGGCCUGGCGGGCUGUAAGCUGCCCCCCGACGCGCUCAGGGCGCUUUUGGAAGGCCUCGCUCUCAACACGCACUUGGACAACCUGCACCUGGACCUCAGCGCUUGUGAGCUGCGCUCCGCAGGCGCUCAGGUGAUACAAGACUUAGUGUGCGAUGCUGGCGCGGUGAGAUCCCUGGAUCUGGCGGAUAAUGGCUUCGGCUCAGACAUGGUGACUCUGGUGCUGGCCAUUGGGAGGAGUCGGUCCCUGAGACAUGUGGCACUUGGAAGGAACUUCAACGUCCGGUGCAAGGAGACCCUGGACGACGUCCUGCACCGGAUUGUCCAGCUCAUGCAGGAUGACGACUGUCCCCUGCAGUCUCUGUCCGUGGCUGAGUCGCGGCUGAAGCUGGGCGCAGGCGUCCUACUCCGGGCGCUUGGCACCAAUCCAAACUUGACAGCCCUGGAUAUCAGUGGCAACGCCAUGGGGGACACCGGUGCCAAGAUGCUGGCAAAGGCACUUCGGAUCAACACGAGACUCCGGUCUGUGGUCUGGGACCGGAACCACACGUCUGCUCUUGGCCUGCUGGACGUGGCACAGGCCCUGGAGCAGAACCGCAGCCUGAAGGCCAUGCCUCUGCCACUGAACGAUGUGGCCCAGGCACAGCGCAGCCGCCCUGAACUCACAGCACGUGCAGUGCAUCAGAUCCAAGCCUGUCUCUUGAGGAACAACCGCACAGACCAUACCUCUACUGAGAGUACCUCCCGCCCACAGCCACUAGAUCUGGGGUCAGACCCUUCUGAGCAGGAAGUGAAUGAAUUGUGUCAGUCAGUGCAGGAGCAUGUGGAGCUGCUGGGCUGUGGAGCUGGGCCCCAGGGUGAAGCUGCUGUGCACCAGGCUGAGGAUGCCAUACAAAAUGCCAACUUCUCUCUCAGUAUUCUCCCCAUUCUAUAUGAGGCUGGGAGCUCCCCAAGCCAUCAAUGGCAGCUGCGGCAGAAGCUGGAGGGCCUCCUGGGACAGGUGGGCGAGGUCUGCCGCCGGGACAUUCAGGACUUCACUCAGGCCACACUGAACACAACAAGGAGCCUCUGCCCACAGAUGCUGCAGGGACCCAGGUGGAGGGAGCAGCUAGAGGGGGUCCUGGUGGGUUCAAGGGGUCUCCCAGAGCUGCUCCCAGAGCACUUGCUGCAAGAUGCCUUCACUAGGCUCAGGGACAUGCGACUGUCAGUCACAGGGACCUUGGCAGAGAGCAUUGUGGCUCAGGCUCUGGCGGGUCUGAGUGCAGCCCGGGAUCGGCUGGUGGAGAGUCUGGCUCAACAGGCAACAGAGGCAAUGCCCCCUGUCGUACUGACACUGGAUGGAGUUGAGCCCAGCCCCCUUGGGCCUGGGGAGUUGGAAGGCCUUUUCUUCCCUGAGAAGGAGAAGGAAAAGGAGGAUGAAGAGGAGCAGAAGGAUGACAGUCCUCCACAGGAAUGGCCUGAAUGCAUUCACUGCCUUCACCUAGUCCCCUCCACUCACAGUAAGUCGGGACCCAGGAAAGGGAGUUACUUGGGUUGGACUGAAGCUCUGUUAGACCGGGACACAUUCAUUCAGCUCUGUCUUGGGAACUCCCUGACCCUUGACGGGGCCAGACCAGGACCCUCGGGCAACCUGCAAAGUUGGAGUUUGCUGUGGUCAGUCAACACCAGGGCCCGGACAACGUCUCCGCUCACCUCCCCCCGCCCCCGCCCCCUUCCCUACCCCCAGGACGCGCAUGCUUGGCGGCGGUGCGGAGCCGCGCGCUGCUCGGAGCCGCGCUCAGCACCACGGACAGCGGUGGGGGGAGGGGCGGUCAGGGGGGCGGGCGGUGUAGCCGGCCGGCACCACCACCGCCCGCCGCCGGGGGGCCCCCAGGUACCCCCAGCCCUGCCACAGGAAGGAAAUGGGCUCAGUGCCCGCGUGGAUGAGGGUGUGGAAGAAUUCUUCUCCAAAAGGCUGAUCCAUCAGGAUCACCUCUGGGCCCCCGAGGAGGACCCGGCCACUGAGGGGGGUACCACCCCUGUCCCCCGCACACUUCGAAAGAAGCUUGGCACCCUCUUUGCCUUCAAGAAGCCUCGUUCAACACGUGGGCCACGGCCUGAUCUAGAGACCAGCCCUGGAGCAGCUCCCCGAACUCGAAAAACUACACUUGGGGACCUGUUGCGGCCACCAGCCCGUCCUGGGCGUGGUGAGGAGCCUGCUGGAGCCGAGGGGGCCACCAGCAGCCCUGACCCUACCCGCAGGAGUCGGCCUCGAUAUACUCGGGAAAGCAAGGCCUACUCAAUGAUACUGCUACCUGCUGAGGAGGAGGAGAUAACACUGGGUGUCAGACCUGACAAGCGGAGGCCCCUGGAGCGUGGAGACACAGAGCUGGCUCCAUCCUUUGAACAGCGGGUUCAAGUGAUGUUGCAGAGGAUUGGCGUGAGCAGAGGCAGUGGGAAUGCCGAAGGCAAGAGGAAACAAAGCAAAGAUGGAGAAAUCAAGAAGGCUGGCUCGGAUGGUGACAUUAUGGACAGUUCCACAGAGGCCCCUCCCAUCUCAAUCAAGUCCCGCACCCACUCUGUGUCUGCUGACCCUUCAUGCAGACCUGGUCCAGGGGGCCAGGGGCCUGAGUCUGCCACCUGGAAGACACUGGGGCAGCAGCUGAAUGCAGAGCUCCGGAGCCGUGGUUGGGGCCAACAAGAUGGUCCAGGCCCCCCGUCCCCUUGUCCCAGCCCAAGCCCCCGAAGAGCCAGCCCCUCCCCAGACAGCCUGGGCCUCCCAGAGGAUCCUUGCUUAGGCUCCAGGAACGAAGAACGGCCCCUGCGCCUGCAGCGCUCCCCUGUCCUCAAGCGCAGGCCAAAGCUUGAGGCACCUCCAUCUCCAAGCGUAGGAUCUGGUCUUGGAGCCGAGCCUUUGCCCCUUCAGCCUACAGCGCCCUCCAGCCCUGAGUGGAGCCCACCCUCCUCAGCCACAGACCAAAGAGGCGGCGGCCCCAGCCCCUAAUCGCCUCCUUUCUUGCCGCAUGAGAUUAUUUUAUUAAAAAACUCAGAAGAA
Vicugna pacos (alpaca) is the source of this 4653-nucleotide messenger RNA. The record is from RefSeq and is a predicted model, not a curated record. NCBI's taxonomy places the organism in Eukaryota, Metazoa, Chordata, Mammalia, Artiodactyla, Camelidae.